GGAUGGGCGCGCGGAGGGGGUGACGCAGGGAGGGGCGCGGAGCCUCCGGACCUAGAGGGUGACCCGGAAGGGCCCUUGCUAAGGAUUUUUAAAUGCCUGGCACGGACCAGUCUGAGCAGAUGCGAUGACGCGAUGGUACCCCGUGGCACUUUUGGCCUUCGCAAACUUCUCAGCGAUUCCCCCGGUCUGGGAGGCUGGGUCUGAAUCCCUAGGAGAUGGCAGAAGCUCUCAGAUGUGGUGUGAGACAAAAACUUUGUGUCUGGACUUGUAGGUCGUGAAAAUUGCCGUUACAAAGAAAGAGAAACACAAACAUUCAGAGUGGCCCCUGUAAGUAAUCCCAGAUGAAUUUUGCAUUCUAUUAACAGGACCUGCAACACCCGACAAACGAGAUGACCCCCUCUGACUCCUUUCUUCCGAGGCAUGGGAAGGUCGGUCUUGGUGAUGCUCAGGUCGGGGAGAAUGAGCCUGAUGUGGGCAGAAUUCAGAUGAGCUGGACAGCGCCGGGAACAAGCUACAAGCAGCUCCCAGAGCCUUGAGAUGGCACCAAAAACCAAGAAGGGGUUGAAAGGCUCCAUUGAUGAUGUCCUUGGUGACCUGUUAGGGGACGAGAUGACCCUACCUGAGGAGCCUGUUAAACUAGCUUCACGUGCCCGAGACGCCACAGGGGUGGGCCAGGCGCUCCCUUCUUCCAGGGCUAGAAUGAAGUCCCUCCUGGAGGACUACACCUUCGGCACCACGGCGGGCCUCACAGGACCUGAUGCUGAGGUGUCCGACAUCUCAGAGGCGGACCCACAGACUUUGCUCCAGAAGAUGAAGGACCUGGACGACAUGGAUGCCGAUCUCUUAGGUCUGAAGAGGUCUAAUCUGGCCUCUAGCAAAAGAGCUGCAAAGGGUCCUGGGAAGGAAGAGCUGCCCAGUCAUCCCAAACCCGCCAGCAUAGUGACAGCCAGUGAGAAAGGGGAUGCUGUUCCUGCCAAGAAGCCCCCUCCCUCUACCAGCAGCUUCGGGCAUCAGUACAGAAAGUUUUCCUUCGAAGACUUGGAAGACCCAUUGGCAGGACUGCUCUCCGACGAUGAGGAAGGAAUCACCAAGAAGUCCCCUGAGACCGAGAAUAAAAUGGCUUCCGAAAAGAGCCCGGCCCCAGUCAGAGAUCAAGGUCCAUCUGCCCCACUCACUCCUGGGGACACCCCGAUCCGAAAGAAAGACGUGCUGUUCGAUGAGGAGGACGACGUCGUGGCCGCCCCGCGGCUUGGACACAGCCCCACAGCAGAAAGGAGGCCGACGGGUGACCAGGAAGGGCCCCGUCCUGCUCGCUCCAGGCUGGAUGAGCUGCUGGGUCGGGGCACUGCCACCAAACUCCUGGCCCGCCCGGGCACUGGGGAGCACAGGGAAUUCAAGCUGGACAAGAAGUACCAGAGGCCCCAGGACAAGGAAGAUCCCUGGGGCGAUGAGGACUUCACCUUUGGGGCCUAUCAGCCCACCGUGGGCUCCAGCGAGGGCCGCCAGUCCCGCCGGCAGUCGGUCAGUAGGUUCUUAGCAGAAGGUGGUGCAGACACCAAGGGAGAACCAGGCUCCAAGCAGAGCACGCCAGCGGCCUCCAGCCCCACGCACCCCAGGAAGGGAGGAGCCGACUGGUUGGGCCUCAAGGAUGACGACCUGCUCCCCACCUCUCCCACCAGAGAGGCUCAGCGGGGAGGCUCUGCACUCUCCACUCCUUGCACGUUCCCUUCCAAGAGCCAGCACUCGGCCCCAAGCCGGCACUCGGCCCCAGCUGGACUGCCCUCCUCCUCUCUGGGGCCAAAGCCACCCACGGAGGGUGCGGGUUUCCCUGCCAAAGCCAGCCAGACUUCCCAGCUGGGAGCGUCUGAGGAGAGAGAGGAAGAGGAUUGGCUGAGCCACGCCUUGUCCCGGAAGAAGUCGCAAGGUCUGGCCAGGGAGGAGCACCCGGAGGCCUCCAGGAGCCAGAAGAACCUGGUGGAGGCAGUAGGAAGUCUCCCUUCCAGCAGCCAACCUGUUCCCAGCUCUCAGGUGUUUGAGCAAGCAGCCGCUGGAGGGCCCUUGGGAACAGCGGCACAGAAGCUACCAACAAGGCCUGCCGCUUCCGGGUCCCCUGUGACAUGGAACCAGACUGCCCUGACCCUCCCUGGAGGUGACCCAGAGAGGGGAACAGCUCUCAGAGACCUCUGCAGCACUGAGCCCGCAGCUUGUGUCCCGAGCUCCCAGGAACACCCAGGGCCCCCUGUGCCCAUCCAGCCCCUGCUCGCCGAGUCCCUGGCGCGGAGCCUGUUGCCCGGCUCAGAAUACCAGAGGCAGCUCCUAGCCACACAGGUGCGGCUACAGGGCAGCACCGCCGAGCUCCAGGCCGACCUUCUGCAGAGCCAGGCCCGGCUGGCGGAGCUGGAGGCCCAGGUGCGGAAGCUGGAGCUGGAGCGGGCCCAGCAGCGGCUCUUGCUGGAGAGCCUGCAGCAGCGGCACGAGACCGACCUGGAGCUCAUCGAGAAUGCUCACAGAAACCGUGUAAAGGUGCUAGAAACGUCGUACCAGCAACGGGAAGAGCGGCUGCGGCGGGAACACGAGGAGCUGUCAGCCCGCUAUCUGUCACAGUGCCAAGAAGCCGAGCAGGCCCGCGCCGAGCUCACAGCCCAGCACCAGCGGCGCUUGGCGGCUGCCAUGCAAGAGAAGGACCAGGAGAUGGAGCGGCUCCGGGAGCUGCAGCGGGCCUCUAUCCUGGAGAUGCGCCGCGACCAUGAGGAGCAGCUGCAGCGGCUGAAGCUGCUGAAGGACCGAGAGAUCGACGCGGUCACCAGCGCCACCUCCCACACGCGGUCCUUGAAUGGCAUCAUCGAGCAGAUGGAGAAGUUCUCCAGCAGCCUGCACGAGCUGUCCUCCCGCGUGGAGGCCUCGCACCUCACCACUGCCCAGGAGCGGGAGCUGGGGCUCCGGCAGCGUGACCAGCAGCUCCGAGCCCUGCAGGAGAGGCUGGGCCAGCAGCAGCGGGACAUGGAAGAGGAGAGGAGCCGGCUCCAGGAGGUCAUCGGGAAGAUGGAGGCGCGCCUGAAUGAGCAGAGCCGGCUGCUGGAGCAGGAGCGAUGGCGGGUGAACGCCGAGCAGUCCCGGGCUGAGUCCACGCAGCGUGCUCUAGAAGAGCAGAGGAAGGUCAUGGUCCAGCAGAUCUCCAUGGAGCGGGAGGAGCUGGAGAAGGCCAAGAGCGCCUUGCUGGAGGAGCAGAAGUCCGUCAUGCACAAGUGUGGGGAGGAGCGGCGGCGCCUCGCGGCCGAGUGGGCCGAGUUCUAUGCCCAGCAGAAGCUGAGUAAGGAGCGGGCCGAGCGUGAGGUGGAGAGGGCGCUGCAGGUAGACGCGCAGCGGGAGGGGACCCUCGUCACCCUGGCCAAGGAGCAAGCCGAGCUGAAGGUCAGGGCCAGCGAGCUCCGUGCCAAGGAAGAUCAGCUGGCAGCCGAGAGGGAGGCCCUGGAGCGGGAGCGCCAGGAGCUGAGGCUGGAGAAGGAGAGGGUCAGCGCUGCUGCCCUGCGCACCAGGCUCCGCGCUGAGGAGGUGGAGAGCAUGAGCCAGAUGGCCUCAGAGAAGCUGGAGGAGGGGCAGCGGGCGCUGCGCGAGGCCCAGCAGGUGCAGCAGGAGCAACAGGCUCGACUGCAGCUCGUCCAAGAGCAGCACGAGCGGCUGCGGCAGCAGGAGCAGCGCGUGCACCAGGAGCAUCUGAGUCUGGCCCAGCAGAGGCUGCAGCUAGACCACGUCCGACAGGACCUGCCCUCCAGCCCCGCGACGCUGCUCCCCAGGACCCAGGGCCCAUCAGCCUCCUGCCUGAGUGCCAUUGUGGCUCCUGCUCCCACCACGCCCCAGUACAGCCAACCCCCCGCCAGCCUGGGCCCCUCGCACCUCCACGCCAACUUGGUGCUACUGAGGCAUAUGGCUGAGCAGGACCGUGACUUCUUGGAGAAUGAGCAAUUCUUCCUUGAGACCCUGAAGAAAGCCUCCUACAAUAUGACAUCCCAUUCAGCCUGAGGGGCGCCGCUGGUUGCUCGCUGGAGGCCUCCAACCCUGGAAAGCUCUCCCCUGGCUGCUCCACUCUGAGGAGCGAGUGCCCAGGGCCUGAUUACAGCUCCUCCUGGGGACAGGGUGCGAGCACAUCCUCUCUGCACACUCCAGCCUCUAGGGCCUGAGGACCAGUGGCCUCUGGAGAGAUGUGAUGCCGAGGGUGCCCCAUGACCCAGCCAGCCACAGCCUCGGUUCUCCUCCCCCGGGCCUCCAGCUCAGAUCCAAGGGCUCAUUGGGCUCUGUGGGCCCGUCCCGUCCUCAGCAGGCAGGUGGCUGGGGGAUGUUUUCUCCUGGGCCUCUUCUGAGGCAGGGGAGUGUUUUUGAGAGACACCACGGGCAGGCUCCUGGCCUCCCUGUCUGAGAGGUCAACUGAGACAGCACGGACUUGCCUCCCUAACUGGGACACAGAGUCAGAGCACAUGUUUUGAGGCGCCUUCUAUCCUCCUGACCAAGGAGGCAAGCGGGGGCACAGAGAGGGCAGGGAGGGCGCGUGCCCAGCCAGGUUUUACCUCGCAGUCUUGUGCUCUCAGGUUGGCUGGCAGAAAGUCCCUGCCUCCUUCCAAGCUGCCUGACUCACUAACCAGCCCUCACAAACUCUGGCCUGUCGCUUCUUGUAACUAGGGCUUCCCAGAGGCAGGGCUGGGCGUGACAGUGGGGUAUGGUGAGGGACCGUUAGAGAGGCCUCUCCUGUCCACCUGCUACGAAGCCACAGCAGCUGGGGGCAAAGACAAGGGAGCCCCUGCCGUAACUGGGGUGGGGGGUAGAGAGCCCUGGGGACCCCCACGGGGCCUUACCCAGAACUGCUGCCCCUUGGGAGGGCGCCUUUGCCCUUCUCCCUGCAGGGGCGCCGGGAGAGGGGUGGCGGCUUGGCAGUUGUCUCAGCAAACUCGAGGAUGGAUGGACUCCAGUAAGAGAACCACGGUCACUCCUGAAGUGGCUUCCCUCGGCCAGCGACUAGUUACCUUCCCCUGGAGGACAAAGGGCAGAGGAUGACGAGGCUGAGGGGUACCAGCAGGCUGCGUUUGUCUCUGCUCCUUCAGAACAACUUUCAGAAGGAUCUUCAUUUACCAGCAAUUUCCAGCCUUCGUCUUGGACCCAUUAAAUUGGUGUAUUCUUAGCAACUGGGUUGUUAGAACUUGGCGCGACUCCUGAGAGUUUACGCUUAUUUCUUAGACGGGUUCCCCUGUAGCACCGUUACUGCUGUGAAGCCGGCUAGUGCCGGGACCUUCUGGAAUCGCUGCACUGACUUCUGUCCUACCUCACACAUGAAGGGACAGAGGCUCGGGGAGAUUAAAUCGCCUGCCCAAGGUGACAGUAAAUAGCAGGGCCUCUUCUUGGGGGCAGAUUCCAAAGCCCCAGGGUCUCAGCCACCUCAUUCCGCUGCCUCCUUCCAGAAGACCAUGCUGCACACCGAGCUCUUGUGGGGCACGAGAUCUCCAAGCUGCUGCUUGGGGCGGUGCCUCCACUGGGGAGGGAAGCAUCAGUGUCCCCUUGGAAACAUCAUGAAGCUGAGAAUUCAGCUUGGUCUCUCCACAGACACCUAGAGGAGUUGGCCCUGUGUGAAGAGCUGCAGGGCUGUAAGCAUGGGCACAGCCUGGCAGGAGCUGACAUUGACUUAGUACCCGGACAGAGGGGACACCCGGCAAGGAGACCCACAGGGGCAAGCUUGGCCUUCAAGACAAAAAGAAAUGAGUGUAGAAUUAGGAAGCCAGUCUGUAUGGCCUCGUUUACCUUCAGGGCAGUGGGUACGCACUCCCUCUUAAGUGGUGAGCCUCUAUUUGUGCUUUAGAAACCACAUCCAGACUGUGGACACGCUGGAGGGGGCGGGUCAGAAGGCUGCUUGCAGGGGUGCUGGGGAGACUGAGGACAGCACUCCUGGGGGUGGCAGUCAGGCGUCAUGGAAACGUGACCCCACAGGACCUGAUGUCUAGCAUGGAGGGUCAGGAAGGAAGAGGUGUGGAGGAGGACCCCCAGAUUUCUGGCUGGGACCACUGGAUGGUGUCACUGGAUGAAACAGCGGAGUAGAGACGGGCCGCCGGCCUUUGGUUGUAAGAUACUUAGUGCCUCUGACUGCUCUGUAUCACUGCCCCUGGCGCUAAGGUGUGGGAGGUAGCUUGCUUCUCUCCUUCCAUCAACUUUUACCCCAGCCCACAGACUAGAGGGCUACACAGCUGUGUAUCUGCUGCUCCUUCUCCCUUCAAAAUUAUAAACUGCACAAGGUCAUAACAUGCUUAAUCCAUUUUGCUGUAGAGAUAAGUACCGGUGUUAAGUGAGAAAAGACGCGGGGGGUAGGGGCACUACUUCCACUUCAAGAGCCAUCCGUGCUCGUUAUUUGCUUCCGUUGAUGCAUGUGGAAAUCCGUGCUCAACUUUCAAACAGUUCAGUUCCAAGCGAGCCCAUUCUUGGAGCGUCCUAGGACACAAGACGCCGGCGUUCGAGGACC
This is a messenger RNA of Lutra lutra (Eurasian river otter), 6496 nucleotides long. RefSeq names its product Fas binding factor 1 (gene FBF1). The transcript has 30 exons. Gene Ontology annotation, biological process: establishment of epithelial cell polarity; cilium assembly. The record is from RefSeq and is a predicted model, not a curated record. NCBI's taxonomy places the organism in Eukaryota, Metazoa, Chordata, Mammalia, Carnivora, Mustelidae. The coding region runs from base 538 to 4020 and encodes 1160 amino acids. Gene Ontology annotation, cellular component: ciliary transition fiber; ciliary basal body; centriole.